AUGAAUAACUUUGAAUGUCCUCAUGGUUGCGGUAGAAAAUUCGAAGAUAACUAAAAAUUGGAUGAUCACAUUAAACGAAGACAUUUUCUUUAAUAAAAAGGUUAUCCAAGUUUAUAUGAAAAUACAAAUGGAAAUAUGAUGCAAAAGAGAGUAAAUGUUUUAAGACCAAAAUUACCAUAAUUACAUGAUAAUCAUUCAUAAAUUCAAUAAUAAUCAUCUACAACAUCAUAAUUAUUAUCUGAAUCAUCUAAUACAUAACAAUUACCUCCAAAACCAAUUUCUAAAUUAUAAUUACAAUUCAAAAAAGGUUCAAUCCUUCGUCCUAAUUCAAGUAAUAAAAAAUUAGAUGAUGUAUAAAAAAUUGCUGAUUAAAAAGAUAAACAAUCUAAUGAUAAUAAAGACAUUCAAAAAACUGUUAAAAUAAUCGAACCUUCUCCAGUUAUAUCAGCAUAUGAUUUAGUAGAAGCAAGAAAAUUGAUCACCAAACAAUUUAUUUGCACAAAUAGUGAUGGUUCUGAUUUAUAAUCAGUAACACACUUGACUUUGAAUGAUAAAAAUCUCUUGGUUUUUGAAAGCACAACAGAAGUUCCAUUUUAAGAACUAAUGUAAUUUUAUAUUAAUUAAUUAGUUCCUUAAAGAGUCUAUCCUUAUCAUAAAAUAAAUUGAUAAAUGUUAUUGGAAUUAGUAUAUUGAAUAAUAUUGUAGAUUUGAAUCUAAAUAACAAUAAAAUAUCUACCUUAUAACCAUUAGGAGAAUGUAAAAGACUCUAGAAAUUAUAUGCUAAUAAUAAUCUAAUAAAUUCCAUAGAUAUGGGAUUAAUGAUUCAUUUGAAGAUAUUUUAAGUUGGUUAUAACUAAAUUACUGAAUUUGAACAUUUAGUCAAUAGUAUUAAAUUAAUGCCUAGUCUUAAGGAUCUAGUUAUUGAAAAUAAUCCUUGUACUCAUAAAUAUGCUUAUAAAUAUGAUAUUCUAUGGACUGUAUUCUUAGACAAGUUGGAUAAUCAGAUUAUAACUCAAUAAGAUUACAAUUUGGCUUAAGCUUUCAAGGACAGCAAAUAGGAAUCUAAAUUAUCAUAGAGUAUCAAUUUUUCAAAGAGUUUGAGACCAUAGACUGCUUCUACAAUGAAUAACAAUAUUUUCUUAUCAGAUUCAUAAAAUGAUAAUUCUUAAACAAAUAUAGUUUUAGAAUAGAUCAAUUAAGAAUUAGAAGAAGAGAUAGAAGAAUUAUAUGAAAUCAAUUCUAAUAUGAGAGAUAAGAUUGAUAAGUUGGAAAAGUAGAAUGUUGAAUAUAGACUUAUUGCUGAGAGAGUGCCAUUUUUAGAAGAAUAAUUACAAGAUAUGAGAUAAAAGAUUAGUGCUUAUGAGAGUUUAAUUAUAUUUAAAGAAUCUCCAGAUAAUGAAUUAAGAAAACAUAUCUUUGCUUUAACAUUAGAAUUAGAGAAAUUGAAGUCUAGUAAUAAUAAUCAUCUUGAAAACUAUGAAGAAGAAAAUUAAACUAAAUUUAAUAUUAAUUAAUCUAAAUUUUAAAAUACAGAAACUACCUUUAUCUAGUAAUUAUCAUAAGUAGAAAGUGAUAAUGAGAAUAAAUAAGAUAAUGAUAAUGAUGAUGAUGAUGAUAAAUAUUUGUAAAUUAUUUAAUUUAUUAAUUUUAGUCGAGAUGAUGAAAAUAUUUCUUAGAUUCCAGGAUAAGAAAUAAUGGAGUUGAUUAUGAGGAAUUCAAUGACUUUAAGCAAACUCAAAAGUGAAUUCAAAGAUAUCAAUUGA
This is a messenger RNA of Paramecium pentaurelia, 1763 nucleotides long. NCBI's taxonomy places the organism in Eukaryota, Ciliophora, Oligohymenophorea, Peniculida, Parameciidae. The record is from the annotation of a GenBank genome assembly.